This is a messenger RNA of Lycium barbarum (goji berry), 1497 nucleotides long. Its product is annotated as probable glycosyltransferase At5g03795. Lineage: Eukaryota; Viridiplantae; Streptophyta; Magnoliopsida; Solanales; Solanaceae. The coding region runs from base 240 to 1328 and encodes 362 amino acids. The transcript has a single exon. Gene Ontology annotation, molecular function: glycosyltransferase activity. The record is from RefSeq and is a predicted model, not a curated record.
AGUUUAACCAAUUAAAAUUAAUAUCAUUCGUUUCAAUGUCACAUUUCUAACAUUGAUAUUUCAACAACCCCCAAUCUCCAAAGACUUGUAAUAAUAUUUAUGAACUCUCUCAAACAUAUACUACUACUUCUAUAAGCUACCCAACUAUUCGAACAGAGACGAAAAUCGGCCAUAGCUGUAAGGGCUCUCGCUCACCAGAUCAAAACUACACCGAGCAAACUUGAGCUCUAAAACAUACAAUGGCAACUUUCACAUUUUCCCUCUGUUUUCUCAGUUUCCUCUUUGUCUUUGUUCAUUCUUCUUCUUCCCCUUAUCUUCUAUCACCCUCAACAUUUUACCAAAGUUACAAUAAGAUGCUCACAAGUUUCAAAAUAUUCAUUUACACCCCUCCUCAACCCAUAACUUUUUCUCCUCCUCCUUCUUCAAUCUUCUACAAUUUCCUUCUUAACAGCCAAUUUAUAACAAAAGACCCAAACAAAGCUCAUCUAUUUUUCAUACCUUUUGCACCUAACACCACCACGCGCUCUAUAGCGCGUCUUGUUCGUGACCUUAGAACAAAAUAUCCUUACUGGAAUCCAACACUCGGAGCUGAUCACUUCUUCAUAUCACCUCAAGGAAUCGACUUUUCUUCUGACAGAAAUGCCCUUGAACUGAAGAAAAAUUCAAUUCAGAUUUCUGUUUUUCCCACUACUUCCGGUAAGUUUAUACCUCAUAAGGACAUCAGUUUGCCUCCGGUAACAUCACCCUCACUCGCACGCGCCCACGCGCCGACGAAAGAAAAAUCCUCAUCCUUACUCGAACUAUCUCACGCGCCGGUGAAAAGCGAUCAGUCGUUUCUAGGUUAUUUAAAAUGGGACGGAAAGACGGAGUUAGACUUUGUAAACGAGUUGAAGUUAGACUCAGAUUUCAUCGUCGAAUCUGAGCCGUCGGAUCAUAUAGUAAGCAAAUUCUGCUUGUUCCUCUACAACGCUGCUGACGUGGCGCUAACUAUAACGGAAGCGAUGUCAUCGGGAUGCGUGCCGGUAGUGAUUGUAGACCGUCCGAUUCAGGAUUUACCGUUGACGGACGUACUGAGAUGGUCGGAAAUGGCGAUGUUGAUCGGAAACCGACGUGGAGUGAAAGGAUUGAAGGAUGUGCUGAGAGGUGUACACGUGGAUCGAUAUGAGAAGAUGAGGGGAUUGUGUGUGGCGGCAGCUCACCAUAUGGUGUGGAACGCGGAACCUCAGCCGUACGAUGCUUUUUAUAUGGUGAUGUAUCAGUUGUGGUUGAGACGGCAUACGAUUAGAUACACUCGGAGGGAAGAUUUUUUACUACAUUUGCUUGUAUAGUAGUUAAUAAUACUAUAGUCCUGAUUAAUGGUCAAUAAAUUGGAUGUUUUUUAGAAUGAUUGUUAAUUUGUUUACUCCCCUAAUAUGAAAGAAUAUUUAAUGCUUUUGAAUAAAAUAUGUACAAUUCGAACCUUUUAAUGUUAAUCUGAGCUCAACAUGUUCAAUCAAA